AUGUCUAAGAAGGCCGCCCCCAAGGUUGUUGAAAAGGUCACUCUCGGCCCUCAAGUUCGUGAAGGUGAACUCGUCUUUGGUGUUGCUCACAUCUUUGCCUCCUUCAACGAUACCUUUGUUCACGUUACUGAUCUUUCUGGUCGUGAAACCAUUUCUCGUAUUACUGGUGGUAUGCAAGUAAAGGCUGAUCGUGAUGAAUCCUCACCUUACGCCGCUAUGUUGGCCGCUCAACAAGUUGCUGCCAAGUGUAAGGAGCUUGGUAUCAAUGCUCUUCACAUUAAGCUCAGAGCUACUGGCGGUACUGGUACCAAAACUCCUGGUCCCGGUGGUCAAGCCGCUCUUCGUGCUCUUGCCCGUGCUGGCAUGAGAAUUGGCCGUAUUGAAGAUGUCACCCCUAUUCCUACUGACUCUACUCGUAGAAAGGGCGGUCGUCGUGGUCGUCGUUUGUAA
Molecule: messenger RNA, 450 nt
Organism: Rhizopus microsporus ATCC 52813
Lineage: Eukaryota; Fungi; Mucoromycota; Mucoromycetes; Mucorales; Rhizopodaceae
Exons: 3
Coding region: 1-450 (149 amino acids)
Biological process (GO): translation; ribosomal small subunit assembly; maturation of SSU-rRNA from tricistronic rRNA transcript (SSU-rRNA, 5.8S rRNA, LSU-rRNA)
Cellular component (GO): cytosolic small ribosomal subunit; ribosome
Molecular function (GO): mRNA 5'-UTR binding; small ribosomal subunit rRNA binding; structural constituent of ribosome
Source: RefSeq, a predicted model, not a curated record